UUAAAUACCAUGCAGAAUCUUCCUAUAGGCAAUGUUUCUUUUACAACUUUCCAACUGAAUGGUUUCUAUUCUUUGGGAGAAUGGCGACGCUUUCUGUUUAUCCCAUAUUUUCUAAUGUUUUUAUUGUGUACCACUGCAAACUCCACGCUGAUAUUUUUAAUUGUCUCUAAGAGAUCUCUGCACUCUCCAAUGUUUGUAUUAAUUGCAUUAAUUGCUGUUGUGGAUCUGCUUAUGCCAAUGUUUUUUGUACCAAACAUGUUGCUCAACUUCUUAUUUGACUGGAAUCAGAUUUCUCUUGUGGGCUGUUUAAUGCAGAUAUUUUGGGUUCAGUUUGUUGGUGCAUUUCAAUCUACUCUUCUGCUGUGGAUGUCUGUAGAUCGAUUCUUUGCAAUAUGCAGACCUCUUUCUUAUCACAAAAAUAUGCAAUUAGCCAACUUUUUAAAAUUCACUGUAGUGCCAGUGCUCAGAAAUGGGUUUUUACACAUCACCGUCGUCUCUUUGGCUGGAAAAUUGCAUUAUUGUAUGAAAAAUGAGAUUGAUCACUGUUUUUGUGAGCACAUGGGAUUGGUUCAGCUGGCAUGUGAAGAUACGACUGUUAAUAAUGCAUUUGGACUUUCAACUGCUUUUCUAAUUCCCGCUGUGGAUUUUAUUUUUAUUGCUGUAUCUUAUGCAAUAAUAUUUACCUCUGUUAUUAAAUCAGGGAAGUCCAGCUGGAAGGCUCUUAACACCUGCAUCACUCAUAUAAUUGUCAUUACAUUCACAUUAAUAUUUGCCUUGACAGCUUUUGUGUCAUAUAGGACUAAAAAUACUUUUUCUUCAAAUGUCCGUAUUUUUAUGAGUACAAUGUAUGCACUUUUUCCAAGCUGUUUUAACCCCAUUAUUUAUGGAGUGAGAACAAAAGAAAUCAGACUGCAGUUUUUAAAAUUAUUUAAAAGUGUGAAAGUCUUACCACAAUAAUUAUGUGAUGUGACAAAAUACAAUGUAAGCAUGUAUAAAUAAUUACGGUCAUGAUGUUUAGACUCUAUUCUGCAAAAGGCAAGUUGUAAGGACUUGUACACUCUGGACCUUUAUCUAUUUAUGUGGCACAGAUUAUUGUUUGCGUAUGUAUUCUAUUAAAAAAAAGCAUAUCAUUUUAACUCUGUCAUGUUUACAUUUAUAUAUGUAUUAAUGUAUUUUGCUUUCUGCACUGUCCUGCAUGAUCGCAGGUUUUUCAUUCCAAACAAGCUGUAGCUCACAUGUUUGUAGCUUAAUUAGUUGGUUUAAUCACUUUCAUUAUUGACUCUUUUAAAUAUUAUAUCACAAAACUUCAAAUCACAGUGCAUGUUCAAAUACCUCCAGAAAUCACAUCUUACAAAAAGGUUAAAAUGCACCCAUGAACAUGUGAUAUGAUCAAUUCAGGAAAACAGGUUUGGUUUGGACACCUAAAAUAUAAUUAUGAAUCAUUAUAAUCAUUAUAAUGAAAUUAUAUAUCAUUAUUUCAU
Messenger RNA from Astyanax mexicanus (Mexican tetra), 1481 nucleotides. RefSeq names its product olfactory receptor 52K1-like. Bases 10 to 957 code for a protein of 315 amino acids. Gene Ontology annotation, molecular function: olfactory receptor activity; G protein-coupled receptor activity. Gene Ontology annotation, biological process: G protein-coupled receptor signaling pathway. The record is from RefSeq and is a predicted model, not a curated record. The transcript has a single exon. NCBI's taxonomy places the organism in Eukaryota, Metazoa, Chordata, Actinopteri, Characiformes, Acestrorhamphidae. Gene Ontology annotation, cellular component: membrane.